Drosophila biarmipes is the source of this 594-nucleotide messenger RNA. RefSeq lists its product as uncharacterized. The transcript has a single exon. NCBI's taxonomy places the organism in Eukaryota, Metazoa, Arthropoda, Insecta, Diptera, Drosophilidae. The record is from RefSeq and is a predicted model, not a curated record. The coding region runs from base 86 to 517 and encodes 143 amino acids.
UCCAGAAGUAUAAUGUGGUCACUCGGAAAAUUGUCAAUAUUAUGUAUUUCGAUGUUAGUUUCCAAAAUUAUUCUCCAAAAUUAAAAUGUUUAAAAAGCUGCUUCCCAUUUUGUGCCUGUAUGGUGGCCGCAGAACUUACUCUAUGUGCUGCAGAGUCUGCUCUAUACCCACAACCAAUAAAACUCUCACUGGACACUUGUUGAAGGCUCCAAACUUUGGUUUACAGGGAAGAGGUUUUGGAACGCACAUCGUUAUUCGGCAUAGCAAUGACCGAUUCUACAUCGACAUUGGGGACCAGCGAGCUGAGUUAGUGUACUACAUUAGCGAAGGCGUUAUGACCAUCAAGAGCACCCAGGUUCCGAAGGAGUUGGGAGGACACGGCAUUGGAAAGCUGUUGGCGAAGGCGGCCCUGGACUAUGCCCUGCUAAAUGGCCACUUCAUCGUUAUCAAGUGCAGAUUUGUCCAGCACUAUAUUGACAAAUAUGAGCCACAAUACGCUAAGUAUAUUCUAAAUUAGGAAAUCACAUAUUUCGAACUUGUUGAAGCAGGGUAAAAAGAAAUCAAAUAAAAGGCCAACUUAUGCAGAGUGCUGAA